Messenger RNA from Colletotrichum destructivum, 848 nucleotides. Its product is annotated as Putative large ribosomal subunit protein mL54. Gene Ontology annotation, cellular component: mitochondrial large ribosomal subunit. The coding region runs from base 1 to 636 and encodes 211 amino acids. The record is from RefSeq and is a predicted model, not a curated record. The transcript has 2 exons. Gene Ontology annotation, molecular function: structural constituent of ribosome. NCBI's taxonomy places the organism in Eukaryota, Fungi, Ascomycota, Sordariomycetes, Glomerellales, Glomerellaceae.
AUGAUUUGCAGAACAUGCCUGCGGCGAGCCUCGGCUUUGCCCCGUCUCCAGGCCCCAAGGGCCACCGCCGCCCUUGUCAUUAGACCCUUCUCUCUCUCCGCGCCUUCAAGGAAUGCAGCAGCGGCGCCCGACGACAGCACCAAAACGAAAGCGACGGAUGUACCCCCGAACCUUUCGAGCCUCAAAAACGAUGCGCCCGCGCCCGCGCCUAUCUCCUCAUGCCCCGCCGGCACCGUCCUCAACGGGCUGAACUACUUCAAGGGCCGGACGGACCCGGUGGCCCUCCGCGACGAGGAGUAUCCCGAGUGGUUGUGGACGGUCCUGGAGUCCAAAAAGGUGACCGUCGAGUCCGCCGACGACCUUGCCGCCGAAAUGUUCUCCAAGUCCAAGAAGCAGCGCAAGGCCGCCGCCAAGCGCCAAAAGGCCAUCGAGGCCAAGCUUGUUGCCUCAGGCGACGUCGAAGCCCUCGCGCCCAAGGUCCCGCUGCCGCAGCAGUCCAUCAACCUGCCUGGCGAAAAGGGCGGCGAUGUCGAACAUAACCUUCACGCAGCGACCAAGAGAGAUGAGCUACGCAAGGCGAUGCGCACGGAGCGUAAGGCUAAGAUCAAGGAGUCCAACUACCUCAAGUCCAUGUAAGGAGGCAGGCGUGGUAUUGGCGUUGAUGCCGUUGUGUCUUGCGCUGCCACGACUGGCGUGGUAGCGUACGCGGCUGGGGUUGUGUGUAUCAUAAGAGAGUCAAGCGAAAGGGGACUCUUGUACAAUAUUUACUUUCGGCAUCGCCGGCUCGUCUUAUCACUUAAAAUAUCAAACAUUGAGCACCAAUAUCAAGAGACAUUGUUGACAAAGCG